This is a messenger RNA of Phialemonium atrogriseum, 2406 nucleotides long. RefSeq lists its product as uncharacterized. Lineage: Eukaryota; Fungi; Ascomycota; Sordariomycetes; Cephalothecales; Cephalothecaceae. The transcript is spliced from 11 exons. The record is from RefSeq and is a predicted model, not a curated record. Bases 1 to 2406 code for a protein of 801 amino acids.
AUGUCGAGGAACACAACCGUCACCUUCCGAGAGGAGGUAGUGAAGAUUCCUGCAGAGACCUCCCGGGAAAGCACACCAACCACGCUAGAACCUGCACGAGAUGCUCACUGGCAAAGAGAUGAGAUCAAACUCGGGCCCCCAAAAGCAGUGGUCAUCGAGGACGACGAUGGCUCUGAUUCUGAAUACGGCACCAAGGAUAACGAUUUGGAUGCCUGGGGCGAUCCCUCGCAACCCCGGGCCCGGCCUGCUGCAGAGAACUACGCAGACGAGACUGGGGAGAGCUUGGUCACGCUGGUUUGCACGGCUCGUGCCGAAAUCUCAAAGAACGUCCAAAUGCGGUGGCUCCACUUGCAGCAGACAGAGCGAAACCUGCGGACGCUUGAGGAUCUCGUUCUGUACUGCCCAUACGCCUCAGACACGAUGAAGUCGGUAGCGCUGAACCUAUUGCGGAACAGCCACAAUCGCUCUGAGGGGGCCUCAAAUCGAGGAUACGUCGUGCGGUACGAUAACCGAGAUUCCCGGGGAACAUGGAAUGAAGAUUCCGUCACAUUCCUCAGCGUGCCUUUCUUGCUGCGACGCCGGUCGCGGACACCAGCGCACAUCGCACUGCAUCUCCUUCCGUAUUUCCACGGCGACCUCCCCCGUCACAACGACAUCGACGCAUCUGAUGCGUACUCCCCCUUGGCCAGGGAGUUCCGGGACGACGAGCAAUUCUACGUCACUCAGCUGUGGUGCCUCCUCUUGGAGCCAGAAAGUCGACAACCGUUGACCGUGAGGAUUGUCGACGAGGAGUUCGGCCACUUUUAUCUCGUUAUCAGGCCACCUAUUCCGUACAAUAGCUGGCAGGAUUUCAUGAAACAUGUUUUGAGCGUUACUCGGUGCCAUGUGUCAUUGGAAGAAGGGGCGAGCUCCUCCAACUUCACCCUGCUUAACGGCGAGCUCGAUCGGUUGACACCUGAACGGUGGAUCACGCUCAUGGAACGCGAAGAUUUGGAUACCCUCCAACUGACCCUCGUCCGUGGGAUGAUCGACGACUCCCCUUCAGAUGAUUACGACAGCCCUUCCAGUCGCCGAACACGGCGGAGCAGCCGAAGGUCGCUUAUUGAGCCAAAGGGUAUCUUGAAGAACAAAAUCAUCAAUGAUCCCUUAAACUUCAUUGACCCAAAGAAAUGUCUCAUUGAGACAUCUUCCGACGACAGCGAGGGCGGCAAUGAAGGCAAAUGCGUUGCUUUCAAAGACGAUCCAGCCCCCAUAAUGGAUACGGUUUCUCCGUUUUUCACGUGGAAUGUCAUUCGGCAGUCGUCAACAAGCCGCUACGAAGAGGGUUACCCGAAUUCAUCCGUCAGAGUCUAUCGCUUGCUGAGCCAGGUCGAAAAGUCCAUCACUCGAAGGAGGCAUCGAGUCCUUUACCUCGCCGGUUUCGAGUCCAAGAUCAGCUUGCAAAUUCAGAUGUUGGAAGGGGCGCCACUCGACAUGCGAAUGGACGAGGCUGUGCGCAAGCUCGUCUGCCUAUCCAGAGACAUAACAGGCAUGUUUAUCCCCAAGGAGCUCGAGGUUGUUCACCGCUGUUGGAAGAAGUACUGGGGCUCAGUGGACAAAAUGAUGACAGACCAGGACCAGUACGACAGCCUCGAGCUGGCUCUCCAGCACCUGCACGAGAAACACGUAGAGGCCAAUAUCUGCACACCGACAGCUCAAGCCAUCGAUGACCCCUGCACCGUCUGGCUUCAAGCAAGCGAGUCCGAGCAUCUUCGGCUCUCCCAUGCCAACCGCGAGACUCUCAACGAAUACAUCGUUAUGGUCCAGCACUUUGUCAGCCAUCUGGAGAGGUUCCGCAAGAGCGCCCGGGAGCUGCAUCUGUCCAUCCGUCUGGGAAGGGGUGCCAUGGUUCCGUCGAGUGACCAUGGCGGCGUCCCGAGUGCCACGCUACCUUUUCUACCGAGCAGCGUGGUCCGCGCUUUCGAGGAGCUCCUAAUUUCAAAUCUCGUCCUGGCGGGCAGAGUGUCCCGUACCUGGGUCGGCGGCGCUCUCCGAUCCGAGCAACGGACGGCGAGCUCCGCCUCCCAUGGCGCGACUAAUAGCCAUGAUGCGAGAGCGACCCGAAAAUCUCGUCUCUACCCCCAAGGGUCGCAGAGCGGGUACGGUGCCAGCAGUUCAUACUCGUGGGGCACGGCGACCGCCACACAGAUCAGGAAUCUAUCGACCAUAGCCAAAGCGACAUCGCUCCUGAGGCAUGCGAGGAAAGACCUGGUACUUCUGGGAUCGACGACGAGUCGGGCGGGAUGCCUCAAUCUCGAGGCUAUCGGGUCCGAGUUCCCCGUCGCGAUGGUCCUCAGCAAUCUCAGCGGCCUCGUCGACGGUAAGGAGACGGAUGCCGUGGGCAUCACGAGGCGGAAGCUCCGCUAG